Molecule: messenger RNA, 2791 nt
Organism: Delphinapterus leucas (beluga whale)
Lineage: Eukaryota; Metazoa; Chordata; Mammalia; Artiodactyla; Monodontidae
Gene: C4H21orf91
Product: chromosome 4 C21orf91 homolog
Source: RefSeq, a predicted model, not a curated record
CGCUCCUGCCGGCCGGGCUCCGGGACCCCCAGCCUUGCUUGGCCACCCCGCCUCCGGCCGUGCCCGGGCCGCACAGCGGAGCCGCUGCCCGACCUUCCGUGAGGAUGCUUUGGGCACUAUGAACGAAGAGGAGCAGUUUGUAAGCAUUGAUCUGAAUGAUGACAACAUCUGCAGUGUUUGUAAACUGGGAACAGACAAAGAAACACUCUCCUUCUGCCACGUUUGUUUUGAGCUAAAUAUUGAUGGAAUACCAAAAUCUAAUCUCUUGCACACCAAAUCAUUAAGGGGCCAUAAAGACUGCUUUGAAAAAUACCAUUUGAUUGCAAACCAGGAUUGUCCUCGAUCUAAGCUUUCAAAAAGUACUUAUGAAGAAGUUAAAACCAUUCUGAGUAAGAAGAUAAACUGGAUUGUACAAUAUGCACAAAAUAAGGAUCUGGAUUCAGAUUCCGAAUGUUCUAAAAAUCCCCAGCAUCACCUGUUUAAUUUCAGGCAUAAGCCAGAUAAAAAGUUACUCCCACAGUUUGACUCCCAAGUACCAAAGUAUUCUGCAAAGUGGAUAGAUGGAAAUGCAGGUGGCCUCUCAAACUGUACACAAAGAAUAUUGGAACAGAGGGAAAAUACGGACUUUGGGCUUGCUGUGUUACAAGAUUCAGGUGCCACUUUAUGCCACAAUAGUCAAUUGUGGCCUCAUAGUCACAACCAGGAACAGAAAAAAGAAGAGACAGUCUCUAAUCCAGAGGCUAAUGUCCAUACCCAGCAUCCACAUUACAGCAGAGAAGAAUUGAAUUCGAUGACUCUUGGUGAGGUAAAGCAACUGAAUGCAGAGCUCCGACAACAAAUACAGGAAGUUUUUGAAGAGUUAGCCCACCAAGUGCAAGAAAAAGAUUCUUUGGCCUCAGAGCUCCAUGUCCGCCACAUUGCCAUCGAACAGCUUCUCAAGAACUAUUCCAAGUUACCGUGUCUGCAAAUGGGACGAACGGGAAUGAAGUCACACCUACCCAUAAACAACUGAACUCUAAACUUACACAUCCUUUCUAUGGCCUGCCAUUUUUUUGGCCUGCCGGGCAUGCACACUUUGAAGAAGUUGAAGAAAGUUAUGGUCAAUUAUUUUAUGGUCAUUAAAUUUGCAAAACUUAAGGCAGCGUUUAACAUCUUUGUCAAAUAAAGCAGAUCAUUACACUCUAGUCUUCUAGGGUUAAUCAUUUUGGUUCAUUUGGGAAAUCUUUUUUCCCAUAAUUACUAAACAGCCCUCCCUAACUUUUACCACAUGUGACUACUUAAAUAUACUGUUAGAGUGUGACUUUGUUAAACAUGGUUUAAUGUAAUUCACCUGUCAGAACAACAGAAGGUUAAAGUUCUUAGGUUAGUCUAAACUACUAAAGAUAACAUUUAAGAGGUAAAUAGAAUUCAUAAUAUCACCUCUUAUUUAUUGAGCAAUAUUUUAAUAUGAAAAUUUUAUAUAUAAAAAUAGUAUUUUAGGUACCUUUUCAUUCUGUUUAUAAAUGUGUAUUUGAAUGGCUCUGUAUAUUAUAUUUACACUUUCAUGUGUGAAUGUUACCCAUAUUUCAGAUCACUGCAUUUUAUUCUCUUAAUAAUGUUUUUACAGCUGUUAUCUUAUUUUCCAAAGAUAAAUGUAUUUUGGCAUAGAAAUCUAUCUAGUUGAAUUGUUUUGACUUCUAAUAACUCUUAUGAAAGAGGAAUUAAUAACUUUUUAAAGCAAGUAUACAGGAAAAUAAAAGACAUUAUUUUUUUCUAACAAAAACAGUUAUGAGUCCAAGAAGAAAAUGCUAAUCUAGUUUCUGUAUGUCAGCUUGUCUCCAUAGAAGUAAAAGCCUAUUCUACAUCAUUAUUACUUUCAUUCUAAUGACUUUGAUGUGUUAGAUUUGGACAGAAUUUAAGUCAAGUCUCACUUCCAAGUCAAAUGUAAUGUCUAUCUUCAAAUAUAAUAUGUCAUGAAAUUGUUGUCCUAUCUUUGAAAAAAAUUAAAAUCAUUUUGUGUACCACUUAAGAUAAAAGUUCAAGAAUCCUUCAACUGUCCAAAUUCUGUUAUCAACAUCACUGAAAGUAGUGCCCAAAGAAAGCAUUUUCUAAACUUUAGAAUCUAAAGGAAAAGAGAAGAUUGCUCGUCACAGAAAAACAGAACUCUAAUUCAAAAAAAAAGUCCGUUUUUAAGAGGAUACUCUUAUUGCCUAUCAUGUUUCCAAAGAAUUCUGAACAAAUAGUUUGUCUCAAACAAACAGCUAGAUAAGUUUUCAAAUAAUAUAGUAAAAGCUAUAACCAAUGCAGAAUUAAAAUGGGCUCUAAAUUCUGUUUUCAACUGGUACUUAGAAUGUAUUUAUGAGGUAAGAUCCUUUGCUUGAAAGAAUCCACAGAAAAGCCCAUUAACUUGGCAGUUUCACGCAUAAAGAUAUGAAUAACUUCUGCCUUAAAUUUGGCAGCCUGCCCUGGUUUGGGUCAGAUUUUAGUCUUGAACACAAAGAGUAUUUGACUAAGCAAAGAAACACCUCAAUCUAGUAGAAAACAACUUUUUGUAACGCUAAAAUGUGUUAAAUUUGCCUGAGGAUAUCAAUUGAUAUCUCACUGAUUUUGUUUUCUUUGAAAUACGACAUAACUGCUUUUCGGAGGGAGCUUUUCAAAGAUGUUUUCAACUUCUCUCAGUCCUUUGAGUCACCCAGAAUGAAUUUAAAAUCCAGGGAGUGGGGGCUUCCCUGGUGGCACAGUGGUUGAGAGUCCGCCUACCAAUGCAGGGGACACGGGUUCGUGCCCCGGUCCGGGAAGAUCCCACAUGCCG